Messenger RNA from Paraglomus brasilianum, 1893 nucleotides. Lineage: Eukaryota; Fungi; Glomeromycota; Glomeromycetes; Paraglomerales; Paraglomeraceae. The record is from the annotation of a GenBank genome assembly.
AAAACGCGACCUACAGAUAAAUCAGUAAUCCUGGCCGAAAGACGCGAAACAAGAGUUAAAGCACUACAACGGCAAAUCAGAAUUCACCGACGACUAUAUUACCAACAUUGUUAUAUACACGAAAAAGUUCCUGACCAGCACCCGUUCAAAGACGAAGCUCUAGACGAAUUUGCCACUCCAGCGUGCAAAGAUUGCUACCCAUUCGAGGGAGAAUACAGCGAAGCAUUCAAACAAUAUUGCGAUAUACUCGACCCUUUUAAUAUACGUACAUCGCAACGAACACUAGAAAAAUUCUAUAAUUAUCAAAGAAGCGAGGAUAAAUACGCGAAAGUAAUUGAACUUUUAGAAACAACCGCAUUUGCCGAACCCCCGCAGCAUAUUUCCUCUUUAGUUAACGCAUUAACCUUAACCAAAGGGACGCGGAAGACAAUAAAUAUCGCGACUGAACCAAAACUAACCGCUGAGCAAGUGCAAGAAUUAAAACAACAAGUUGAACAAUUUUUGGCUAGAAAACUCGCGACCUACGAACAAGCAAAGUGGAAAGGCAAAAACCCAGAACGAAUAACAAUCGACAGUACAACGGCUAACGCGUCAGACGAGGACAGUAAUAACCACCAGUAUUAUACCCCAGAGCCUGAGAACGAGCAACAGUACCCAACAUUAGCAGAAGUUACGGGAGCAAAAUAUUACCAACAAAUAGAGGAAAUUACUAGAGCAGUAAGCAAUUUCGCAAGAGAAUACCAAAAUCCGUUUAAUCAAGAAGUGCCGCCAGUAGACUUGACAGAAGUGUUCAGAAAUCUGAAAAUUCCGAAAGGUCAAAACCCUGAAGGAAAAGAGCAGAUAACACUCGCGAACGAACAGGAGGAAGGAAAUAAUCAAGUCGGAAAUCCAGAACCAGACCAAGAAAACAAUCAGCCUAAGGACAACGAGAAUCAAGAUCAAUCCAACGAAGACGAAGCUUUACCUAAUAUCGUACCCCAAAACAACCCUCCAGUAGUAGCUGAUAACUUACCACCACCGUCUCCGGCAUCAUCAAAUAACGGCUCUCAGCCUGCCACUCAACCAAAUUUACCACCAGGAACACCACCACACAGCCCUCACUUACAUCCAGCUCAACUAGACGACGAAGAAGAAGAAAUGACAUCAGUACCAUACCCAGUCUUCGAUGGUACCAACCCCAAAGCAUGGCUCGCACAAAUGGAUAGAGCUCUUAAGGCUAAUGGAGUAAGAGACGAUAAUGAUGACAAGCGCUUGGGAAUUGCUGCAUGCCAUAUGGGACCAUAUCAAGAAUGGAUUGGCCUUUCAAACCCACCAAUAACUCGUUGGACCCAUGCUGGAAAUCCACAAGGAUUCGUACAAAGAUUUACUACAGAAUUCUUUACAAUCGAUACUAAAAGCGAAGCAAUGGAAAUUGCUAGCAGAAGGUCUCAAAAACCAGGUGAAUCCAUUGAUGUUUACAGAGCAGCCCUAGAGAAAAUUUGGCAAGAAUGUGAUCAGGCGGAAUUAACGGACAAUAGGAAGCUAAGAAUGUUCCUAAAUGGGCUUACUCCAGCAAUCCGAAUGUCGGUAAAGCAAACCCAACCAGCAAAUCUGGCAGCAGCUCUAACUACAGCAAAAGCUCAUUAUCGUGCUGUAAAAGAAGAAAUGCAACCCCAAUCCUCGUCCUCAGCGGAACUUGUUCUAACAAAAGCGAAUGGAAUUAGAGAAACAAUACCGUUAGUAGAGAAAACCCAACUACCUCACGUCCGACUGGUAAACAUUGCCGAAGCAAUGGACAUUGACGACCCACAUCCAGAAUGGAAGUGUGCAAAUGGACCCAAGUACUAUCGAUGUAUGACUACCUUCAUACCUGAUGAUAUGGAAGACGAUCGAGAACCGUGCCAUAAAUGCUGA